AUGGAUUUCACGGCCGACCCUCCUCUUACCAAGAAUGGGACAGACACAUGCGGUCAUGGAACUCAUGUUGCCGGGAUUGUUCUUCAACUUGCUCCGAACGCUGAGCUUCACGUUGGUCGAGUGUCCCUUGACAGGACCUUCGACAAAAGAACUGACCCCGAAUGUACCGCUAGGAUUGCAGAGGCAAUUCGUUAUGCCGUGGACGUUUGGGGAGUGGAUGUCAUUUCCAUGUCCCUUGGCUUCUCCAGCAUCCCCACAGAUGUAAAGGAAGCUAUCAUCUAUGCUUAUUCCAAAGACCGUAUUCUAGUAGCUGCAGCCUCAAACAAUGGCAAUUCCAAAAUCGGGAACGUGACCUAUCCUGCCAGCCAUCUUGGUCUGGUCAUCUGUGUCAAUGCUGCGAACUAUGCUGGCACUCCACACGAAUUCAACCCACCUGCAACAUCCAGUAAAGACAAUUUCUCAAUUCUUGGAGAAGAAGUGAAAUCAACUUGGUCAAAAGACGCGAAAGGAGACGCGAAGCAAGACGAAUUGGAUCUCAUAGUAGAAGAAGGUGCACCGUAG
Mytilinidion resinicola is the source of this 561-nucleotide messenger RNA. Its product is annotated as subtilisin-like protein. The record is from RefSeq and is a predicted model, not a curated record. The coding region runs from base 1 to 561 and encodes 186 amino acids. The transcript has 2 exons. Lineage: Eukaryota; Fungi; Ascomycota; Dothideomycetes; Mytilinidiales; Mytilinidiaceae. Gene Ontology annotation, biological process: proteolysis. Gene Ontology annotation, molecular function: serine-type endopeptidase activity.